UCCUGCCACCUACCGAUGCCGGCGAGCGCGGCCCGCGGCGGCGGCGGGCCGGGGCAGGCCCGGGGCAGGCCCGGGGCAGGCCCGGCGCUCCCGGGGCGGUCACAGCCGGCGCUCCCGGGGCGGGCCCUGCCCGAAACCUCCCCGGGGGAGGGCGGCGGCGCUGCCCUAAAUAGCGGCCCGGGUGCCGUGCCGUGCCGUGCCGGGGCAGCCAUGGGCGAGGCGGCGGUGGCGGGCAGCGCGGUGCCGCCGCUGCCGGCCGCGGAGGCGGGCGGCGGGCAGGUGAACGCGCUGACGGUGCUGGCGCUGCUGGAGAAGUUGGUCUCCAUGCUGGAGGCGGUGGAGGGCAACCAGCGGCAGAUGGAGCAGAGGCAGCGGGGCUUGGAAGGGGCGGUGCGGGCCAUCCAGGGCGAGCUGGUGAAGCUGUGCCGCAGCCACGGCGCCACGGGGCAGGCGGUGGAGAAGCUGCUGGAGAAGUCGCGGAAGGUGUGCGCGCACACCCGCGCCGUCAGGGAGCGCCUGGACCGCCAGUGCGACCAGGUGCGGCGCCUGGAGCAGCACCACGCCCAGCUGCUGCGCCGCGACCGCUUCAAGGUGCUCAUCUUCCAGGAGGAAAAUGAGAUCCCUGCCAGUGUUUUUGCAAAAGAGCCCGUUCCUAGCAUUACAGAAGGAAAAGAGGAGCCUGUGGAUGAGAACAAAACCCUGGAAGAAACCUUGCACACAGUGGAGUUGGGUUCAGAUGAUGACAUGUUUCCGGAGGGAGAUGACUUGGAUGACAGUGCAGAGGAGAAAACAGAAGAAUCAAGAGCUGAGAAGCUUAAAAGAUCCAGCCUGAAGAAGGUGGACAGCCUGAAGAAAGCAUUUUCCCGCCAGAACAUUGAGAAGAAGAUGAACAAGAUCAGCACGAAGAUCGUGUCGCCUGAACGGAGAGAAAAGAUCAAGAAGUCACUCACUGUGCAUCACCAGAAAUCCUCCUCUGCGAAGGGCUCAGGUUUCAAAGUGGGGUUCGGCACGAAGAAAGGCCGUGAAGGAGAAAGCCCUGCAGAGGCUGAGGACAGGCCCUCAGAGACCGCCAGCAACGAGCAGGCUGAGAACGAGGAUGAGAUGUCCUUCGCCGACAUGCACUCGGACAUGACCCCCACCACCUCCCUGGCCGAGGAGGGCAAGGCAGCCGUGGAUUCUCUGGAGAAGGAGACCAGAGUGGAAGGCAAGGCCGUGAUGAACAACAUCGAGCUGUCCAUCGUGGAGGAUGAUGAAGAGUACGGGGUGCCUCUAGAAGUUUCUAGCCAGAAACUGUUGGAUGAGAGAAACAACCCAGCUGGCGGGGAGAUGGAGCAGUCUGAUGAAGAAACGACCCCAGCAGCCGUCCUGCAGGUGGACCAAACAGCGUAGGCAGCCCAAGCCCCCCUUCUCCUGCCAGACACACACGGCUUUCCAUAGGCGAGGAACUGGUUUCACCUGCACAGGCAGGAGAAGCCACUCUUCCAUCCUUUCCUCCGCAGUGAUAAUUUAUUGCAUCGUGUUGGAAUGCAGAGUGGGCAAGGUCAACGACUAAAGCUGCAACGUGCUCUGUUUUAGGCCCAGUCACUGGUGUUCAUGAAUUUUAGAGAUGCUGCCAGCUGGUGUCAGACUAGCAGGAGGAGGGGAUGUCUGAUAGAAGCAAGCUGAUCAGCUGGCUUUCUUAGAGUUAGGUCAGAGGAAGGCGUGGAGAGUAGUCAAGACCCAAGCAUUUCUGUUCUCUUUUCUUCCCCCCAGUAUUUGCCAGCACUGUGAGUAGUUUUGUAUGUAAAUGUAGGAAUACCAAUGGGAAUGUUUGAUUUCAGUUGCCUUGCCAUGCUCUGUGAAUACUAACAGCCUCAGUAAUUGUGCACACACGUACAGUUUGUUUGGGGCUUUGCUCCACGGCACCAUAGGACUAAAAGAGCAGACGACUUGGAGGGCAAAGCUGAAAACCCAGCUCCAUCCAUUUCAGUGGGGGAAAGAUUUUUGCCAGUAGUCACUUGCUAUUCAUUUAGAAGAAGUCACUGUGUUUAGGUGGGGGGCAGGGCAAAAAAAAAAAGUAUUUUUCAAUCUAACAGAGUUAUGGAAAUACAUUAAUGAGAAGCAUGAAUGUGUGAUCAGUUACUGUACCUUUAAGGGUUCAGAAAUUGAAGAGAAAAAAGUGUUUUAUAGGAACAUGAAGGUAUCCUGAAGAAAAUAUGAAAUGUAAAAAAAGCAAAAAUAACCCCCCACAGUAUUCAAUCUAUACUCCAGCUUAAAGUAUAUAUACUCAGAUAACACUAAUGAAUUCAUAGUCUUUGUAGCAAUAUACUAUCAAAUUUUGCACCUGCACAACUUUGUAUCUCAGAGUAUUUUGAAAAUAGCAUAAUUUAUCUUUUUACAGAUUAUUUCAUAUAUAGAGCUAUAUCUACACAGGAGAGUUAGAUAAUUACAGGGAUGUAAGGACAAUUUCUUCAAAAAGGUGAAAUACUCUUUCAGGCAUGUCCAAAGGGAACAAUGUGUUAUGGAUUGAACUUCAUGGCAGGGAUGAGUUUACCUUAGUACGAGCCUGCAAAGCCACAGGAUUUGGUUCUCUGCUAGUAACUUUGGUCAAAGUCACCCACCUGCUCUCAAAAUUACUAGUCUGUAAUUUUUCAAAAUUAAUUGAAAGUGAGAGGUUGUGAGGUAGUUUGUUCACUAUGAAUGUUCAUUCCUGUCACUUAAGGGGAAAGGGAGGAAAGGGAAGCACAAUACUCAUAACAGUUCCCUUACAUCCUUGGUUGUUUAUGCAGUGGGUUAUUUUUAUUUUUUUAUAUACAUAAAAAUUCUACUGAUACUUAACAUUGCACUAAAAGGUUGCUUCCUUUUGUGUUUAGAAUCACGAAUUACAGGGGAAAUACAAGCUACAGCAGAAGUACCAUUAUGAAAUAAUUAACAGGUAUUACUCCACAGGGAUAAUAUCUGUAACCAGUAAAUCACACUGGAAGUUAGUCAGUCAGAGCUUAGUGUAGGCAAGUACUGUUAAGAGUUAAGCUCUUAAGUGCAUGGUAUCAUAUAGAAGAUACUGUUUCUAAGAAAAAUCAUGGCAUAACUCGUGCAGCUAUAUUUUUAUUUUGUAUUAACUACAGUGGAUUUCAAUAAUUUUUACUUGUAACUAACUAUGAAUAUGACAAAUAAAAGCAUAAUAUAAAACAGA
Messenger RNA from Passer domesticus (house sparrow), 3172 nucleotides. It is a transcript of the gene CAVIN2, whose product is annotated as caveolae associated protein 2. The coding region runs from base 16 to 1389 and encodes 457 amino acids. The transcript is spliced from 2 exons. Gene Ontology annotation, cellular component: caveola; cytoplasm. Lineage: Eukaryota; Metazoa; Chordata; Aves; Passeriformes; Passeridae. Gene Ontology annotation, molecular function: protein kinase C binding. The record is from RefSeq and is a predicted model, not a curated record.